AUGCAAGACCCAGCAAUCGAAAUCGACGUGGACCUUGAGGUCCAAGAGAUCCUCCUUGCCGCCUCGCAGCACGACAUCCCCAAACUCCGCCGCCUUAUCCGCUCUGGAGAAGCAGCUGGAAACAACCCCGCCAACGUCAAAGACCCCGAGACAGGCUACUCGCCACUGCACUCGGCCAUUGCAGCUUGCGAGGCCGAUGACGACGAGGUUGUACCGAAUGGCGAGCCGAACGGCGUACACGCGAACGGAGACCAGACUACUAGUGAGCAUGAGAGCACCGUUCAGUCGGGCGUGGCUACUGUGAAAUUUCUCCUGCAGGAGGGUGCUAUCUGGAAUGACUUGGAUUUGAAUGAUGAGACGCCGGGGUGUCUUGCUCGGAGGCUGGGUUUGACGGAGCUGUAUGAAAUGAUUGUGGAUGCUGGUGUGCGGGCGGAGUUAUUGUUGAACAGAUUGGAUGGGUACGAGGAGCUGUCGGAUGGGGAUGACGAUGAGGAGGAGGCUCAGCAGGAGUCUACUGAUGCUGCACCCACAACCGAGGAAGAGUCUGUUCCUCAAUUAGUCGACGCCACAGCUACAGCUACAGCGACCACGACAGAAGCAGCAGGUCCGAACGUCACAAGCUCACGGUAUCUGACCUCAGACUUGACAUUCCAGCAAGAUCGACUACUGGACCAAGACCAGAAUGGAGUAAUGAUGGCGUGGGAAUCAGACAUCAUGCUCAAAUCCGCCAAACAACUCCUCCCCAUCCCGGGGCUCCGCGUCCUAAACGUCGGACACGGAAUGGGCAUUGUCGACGGAUUCCUCCAGGACCAGUACCCCUCUUCACAUCACAUCAUUGAGGCACACCCCGACGUUGUUGCAGAGAUGAAGCGGAAAGGCUGGCAUGAAAAACCCGGUGUUGUCAUUCACGAAGGCAAAUGGCAAGACAUUCUCCCUGACCUGGUGGCGCAGGGUGAGAUGUUCGAUGCCAUCUACUACGAUACAUUCGCCGAGUCCUAUGCGGACUUCCGGGAAUUCUUCACAGAGCAGGUUAUCGGUCUGCUCGAGCAAGAAGGAAAGUGGAGUUUCUUCAACGGCAUGGGGGCCGAUCGACAGAUCAGCUAUGAUGUCUACCAGAAGGUCGUGGAGAUUGAUAUCUUCGAGGCUGGGUUCGAUGUUGAGUGGGAGGACAUUGCAGUUCCCUCGCUGGAGGGAGAGUGGAACGGAGUCCGUCGGCCUUACUGGAGCAUAGACAAUUAUCGACUCCCUCUGUGCAAGUACAUGGAUUGA
Molecule: messenger RNA, 1269 nt
Organism: Aspergillus calidoustus
Lineage: Eukaryota; Fungi; Ascomycota; Eurotiomycetes; Eurotiales; Aspergillaceae
Source: the annotation of a GenBank genome assembly